AUGACUAGGGAAACUUCAUUUACUAAAAAGCAAGAAAAUGACAACAAAAUAGUUGUGCUUGAUAAUACAAUAAUAAAACCACCCCACGAGAAGUAUACUGACUUGCAAAAGAAUAUUAUUGACAAAAAUCAUUCACCAAGAGAACAGUCAGAACUGAAUAUUACCUCAAACAAAAUAUUUGAAUAUGAUAAAAUUCAAAUGAAUACAGAGUCAUCUCCAUGUACACCGGAAGAUCCUUUUAAUGCUUCGUCAAGUGAAGAUUCUCUAUAUUGUCCUAGUAGUGACGAAUUAAGUAAAAUUUUUUUUCCAUUUUCAUUAAAUUGUGAAUAUAGGUUUUGGACCUUGCCUGAUAGCUGCUCAGAUGUUGAUGAGAAUCCAGCACCGAAGAAGACUAAGAAACCUAAUAUAAACAAAAGCUCAACCCAGACGAAGAUUACUACUGAUUAUGUUAAUUCGCCCUCUAUUGGAGUGUAUGAUACAGCUAAAGAUAACGAAUACGAUUUAAAUGUACCGAAUACUUCAAGCAGUAGACAGUUGAUUACUACUAAAACGAUGGAUAAAGACCAAGAUUUAUGUAACAAUUCAAGGUUACCGAGUACUUUAAGUUGUACAAAACCAAUUAAAACACCAUAUAAGAGAAAACCGGUUCACUGUUAUUAUUGCGAAACUAAGGUUCUAAAUUUCGGCCGCCAUGUGAUACGGAACCAUUCAAACGAAAUAGAUGUAGCAAGAAUUUUAGCAAAACCCGUUAAAAGUAAAGAAAGAAAAGAGCUAUUCAAUGACCUUAGAAGAAAGGGAAAUUAUUUGGCCGACGGUGGCACUUGUUUUAAGCCUGUUAGGGAGGGUUAUGUACCAGAGAGAGAUAAAGUACCUUGUAACAACUGUUUAGGCUGUCAAAAUAGCAAACAGUUAAAACUAUUCCAUAAUGCUAAAGUAGAUCAACGACUGAAAGAGGAAGUAUUCCCGCAUAUGAGAGCGGACAAGUUGUCUUUGGAAGCUCAAAAAGAUCCACUUAUUUGCGAGUUCGGAGCUAAGUACUUAAAAACGCACCGUGAAAAACAUUUUAUUUACGUAACAUCACGCAAAAUGAGAGAACUUUCUAAAAUCCUUUUGGAAAUAAGAAAGUUGGAUCCAUCCAUAACCACAUUCAUUUCAACUUUGAAGCCAAAGUAUUUCGACAUUUUCGUGGAAGCCACAAAACGAAUUGCUAAAUAUGAUUCGGAACGAGAUGUUUAUCUGUCUCCAACUUUCGCCAUGAAUAUUGUUACGUCUUUGAAACAGUGUUGCGAUAUUGCAAUUACUUUUAUUUACACUAAAAAUAAAGGUACCACUUUAUCUACUGCGGAAAUAGAGGCGGACUUGAAAACGUUGAUUCGUCUUUUUGAAACUAAUUGGAGUUGUGAGAUUUCUUCACAUGCCAGUUACAACCUUAAUCUUAACAAAUGGAACAAAGUAACCAUUGUACCUCUUGCCAGUGAUUUGCGUUUAUUAAGGAAUCAUCUCAUCGACUUAGCUGGAGAAUCUUUAAGAGUCCUAAUUAAAGGAGUUGAGGAUAUGAAAUAUAUCAUAGAAGAUGAUAUCGACCAUCAGCAAUAUAAAAAAAAGUUUGAUACAAUUCAAGCAUUUAAUAAUCUGAUGGAGACUAUUUAUUGUAGAGUCAUUUUAUUAAAUCGAAAACGUUCUGGAGAACUACAACGAAUGUAUUUACAUACACAUCUGAAUACAUCAAACCAUACUCGAAAAUAUGAGGAAUUUGACAAUGUAGUCUCUCUACCCGAAAAAAUUCUCCUAAAACCAUUGAAGUGA
This is a messenger RNA of Diorhabda sublineata, 1806 nucleotides long. RefSeq lists its product as uncharacterized. The transcript has 5 exons. The record is from RefSeq and is a predicted model, not a curated record. The coding region runs from base 1 to 1806 and encodes 601 amino acids. NCBI's taxonomy places the organism in Eukaryota, Metazoa, Arthropoda, Insecta, Coleoptera, Chrysomelidae.